GAAUACGGAAGUCCACCUACCUGCGUUUACAGCUCCUGGCCAAAGAGGAGUACAAACUGAGCCAGCUGAUGGAAGAAUCUUUGCUGGAGGACAAAAUCGCCCCCAUCUUGUACCAAUUGCACCUCGAAGCCAUGGACCGGAGGCUCCGGAUAGUCCUGAAGGCCAUCAGGGACUGUAUAGAGAAAGGAAGUUACAACAAGGUGGUGGAGAAUGACUUUGCCUCCCCGAGGAGCACCGUCACAACCGAGAGGUAGUGACAACGGACACGCCGUCCUUCAACGCCACUGAAGAAAGAUCAACACGUCGACCAAGCCACCCAACCCAACAGUCUCGCAAAAGACUGUGCGUAGGCCAACGUUUGAAUUCAGUGAAUUCAGGAAUCGCUCUUCUAAUUGUUCUCCAAGUAGCUAAGGCGUAGACUCUGCAACAGAUAUUAAGACUGAGAGUAACAGGUAGCUCUGCCGUCAACCGUCCUCGGGGCAAUCCACGUGUUCUCCGUGGGCGCGGUCUCCCACCUGCCGUGUUUUUGUUCCCCAUCCAGCCUCACUUGACUUAGGUUCUAAAUUAUUCUCCAUCAUCAGCGAGGGCUUUGGAGUCCACCUGUGGGCGGAGCUUCUGGCAAGCCCCACCUCCCCCCGCCCCCGUGCUUUCAUUUCUCCAACCGGCCAGUGAUUUCACAGCCCCCUCUUCUUUCUCCUUCCUGAUCCUUAAGCACAAGUGGCAACACCACCACCACCCCUGCACAUAUAGACACACUCCCGCUGGGAAGACCCAGUAGGAAAUGCUAUCACGUCAUCCAAAUAUCCUGGAGCCGACUUCAUCUGCAGGACAAGGAACUCCCUUGUCCUCGUCGCAGUUUUCCCAAUAGAAUUAGGAGAAAAUAAAUAAACAUGGAAGAUUGGGACACGGGACCUUCUCACUGGCUGGAGCGACUUUCCCGUUCCUUCCCUCCUUUUUUUCCUUUGUACAGAAAGCUGGUCUUUAUUUAAUAUUUUGUAUUUAUCGGACGCGGUG
Messenger RNA from Thamnophis sirtalis, 1014 nucleotides. NCBI's taxonomy places the organism in Eukaryota, Metazoa, Chordata, Lepidosauria, Squamata, Natricidae. The record is from RefSeq and is a predicted model, not a curated record.